This is a messenger RNA of Melanotaenia boesemani (Boeseman's rainbowfish), 4466 nucleotides long. RefSeq names its product phagosome assembly factor 1 (gene phaf1). Gene Ontology annotation, biological process: Golgi to plasma membrane protein transport. Lineage: Eukaryota; Metazoa; Chordata; Actinopteri; Atheriniformes; Melanotaeniidae. The record is from RefSeq and is a predicted model, not a curated record. Gene Ontology annotation, cellular component: trans-Golgi network; dendrite; synaptic vesicle membrane. The transcript has 16 exons. Bases 1155 to 2405 code for a protein of 416 amino acids.
GUUGAACACAGGAAGUUGAAUUAUCAGCUGAUCCUGCUGGCUGUUGAUGUCUGAAGUUGCUGUUGUUUGGACGCUGUGUCGCUCUUAUCUGCUCCUGACAUUGACGACACGUUAAAGGCCGAGAAACGGACACUGUUGGCGUUUACCGGCCGUCCACUUCACGAGCAUCCCGGGACGUUUCUCAUCACGUUCACGGAAGAGUCUGCGCUGUAGCGGCAGAGCAGAGCUAGCUAACGAAGAAAGAAAACAGCAAAGGCAGCCAACGGCGUCUCUUUGUUAAAGUCGUGCCAGCGUGGAUCGCGGUAUUAGUUUCCUCUGUCUUGAAUUAAGGAUAUAUUAUUAUUAUUAUUAUUAUUAUUUUGCAUACACGUUAUUUAUAUUUGUACUUCGGUGACAGUAGAGGAACGGGGCAGCUAGCUUACCGCUAACGUUAGCUUGUAGCGCGAAGAAAACUGAAGAUUGGGUGCUUUGGUAACGGCCCGACUGUAGCAGAUAAGAGACAUAACGGUGGGAGGAUCGAAUCGAAACAUUAUCUGUAUUUUUCUGGUGUACUGCUGCCGCUUCAUCAGGUAAACAGUCUGAAACUGUGUCCAAACAAUGUUGUCUUGAGAACCUGGAGGCUGUUGGAGACCUGUGUCCCUUCUGAACAGGUUGACCUGAUCUGUUAGAUCAUUGUCACCACGCAGCUGCGUGUAUCCAGGUUUUUAUUGAUUUUAAAAUCACACAAACAAGCAGUGGGUCCACUGACAGCUGGCCUUGUGUGUUCUUGCAUUGCUGACAAGUUGCGUAAUUUGUUUGUGUGUAAGCUGCUUUGUGCUGAGACUGCAAACUUAUUUGCUUUGCUUCAGGAAUGAAUGUUAGUUUGGAUAUUUAACUAGUUUUAUUCUUCUUUGGUGCCGUUUUUAAUGUUAAGGCUGUAUUAUGAGAUAAAGACAGAGGUUUUUACCUUUAAAUGCUGGGUAGCUGUUUGAUGCUCACACUCAUGAAUUUGGUGGCUUUAGAAAAAGAAGUUGGUCGCUAUGAACUGAAAUAGCCAGCUGAUCCUGUUGUUGGACGGUGCUGCGUUCAGGGACAACCAGCAGAAAGCGAGGGUCCCUCACAGGGUCCCAUUGUGUCUUGAGGUGAGGUGAGCUGACCCCCCCAAUUCCUUGCCAAUGCUGGAUCUGGAGGUGGUACCUGAGAGAUCACUAGGAAAUGAGCAAUGGGAAUUUGCCUUAGGGAUGCCAUUUUCCCAGGCCAUCUCUAUCCUCCAGAAACACUGCCGCAUCAUUAAAAAUGUCCAGGUGCUAUACAGUGAACAGACGCCACUCAGCCAUGACCUCAUACUGAACCUGACUCAGGAUGGGAUUAAACUGCUGUUUGAUGCCACAAAUCAGAGACUCAAGGUGAUUGAAGUGUACGACCUGAGCAAAGUCAAGUUGAAAUACUGUGGAGUCCAUUUCAACUCUCAGGCCAUCGCCCCCACCAUAGAGCAGAUCGACCAGUCAUUCGGAGCUACACACCCUGGAGUUUACAAUGCUGCGGAGCAGCUGUUCCAUCUUAACUUCCGAGGACUGUCCUUCUCCUUUCAACUGGACUCGUGGAACGAAGCUCCGAAGUAUGAGAUCCCACAUGGAGCCAUGGUCAAGAGGAUGCAUAUCUACACUGGCAACAACCUGCAGGAAACCAGAGCUCCUGCCAUGCCAUUGGCUUGUUUCCUUGGCAACAUCUAUGCAGAGAGCGUGGACGUUCUGAGAGAUGGGGCGGGUCCUCUGGGGCUGAAACUCCGCCUCCUCACUGCAGGUUGUGGGCUGGGAGUGAUGGCCGACGCUAAAGUCCGGUCCCUAGAGAGGAGCAUCUUCUUCGGAGAUUCCUGUCAGGAUGUUCUGGGUGCUCUGGGCUCGCCACAUAAAGUCUUCUACAAGUCUGAGGACAAGAUGAAGAUCCACUCUCCAUCACCUCACAAGCAGGUUCCCUCUAAAUGUAACGACUACUUCUUCAACUACUUCACCCUGGGAGUGGAUAUCCUGUUUGACUCAACGACUCACCUGGUGAAGAAGUUUGUCCUCCACACCAACUACCCCGGACAUUACAACUUCAACAUAUAUCAUCGAUGUGACUUUAAGAUUCCACUAAUCAUCAGAAAAGAAGGAGCCGAUUCCCAGACAGAGGACUGCAUGUUAACAACCUACAGUAAGUGGGAUCAGAUUCAGGAGCUGCUGGGUCACCCGAUGGAAAAGCCCGUGGUGCUCCACAGGUCCUCCUCAGCCAACAACACCAACCCGUUUGGCUCCACGUUCUGCUUCGGACUGCAGAGGAUGAUUUUUGAGGUGAUGCAGAACAACCACAUCGCAUCAGUGACGCUCUACGGUGCUCCACGGACCGCCAGUCAAGCCCGACCUGAAUCCAGUGGUAGUUCCCACUGAACCAGUAACCAGAACCACAUCCCACUGUGGCCCUGCCCAAAUCCAAUUCUUCUCUGACUGAAUUUCUAACCCAGAACUAGAAUCUAAACCAAACAGAUCUAACCGAACAAAGUUCCUGUGGCCCGGCUCAGACGCUUCAAUUUGAUCCCAUGUUUUGAGUUUUCUAGUUGGUUCUAAGAUUUCCCUCCCGGUCAGAACCGUUGGACCAGUUCUGGACACCUGAAAGGUGCCGAUGGUGUUAAAGUGAAAUCUGCUUCUUGAUAGAGCUCAGCUGCUUCCUGUUCCACCCUGGCUGCCGUCACCCAGAACCACUGAGACCGGGUCCCAGGCCCAGAGAGACUAGAGUGAGAGGCCAGAUCCCGGGACGAGAGACCGGGAGGAGAGGCCGGGUCCUGGGAUGAGAAACCAGAGAUUCCAUGGCCGUCAUAUUCCUCACACCACGACUCUGCCGGUCCAGUCUUUCCACUUCUGCUACAGGACCUGAACCAGUCCAGACUCGAUCCCACUCAGGGUUCAGAGAGAGAACAUGGCCUCCAUCAUCACCUCUUCAUCGUCCCCUUCCUCGCUGUGAUGUCAUCAGGAAUGGACGCCGGCGUGUCUGCUCACUCUGAGUGUGUUUUUGUUUAAUGGCAUUUCAACAGACUGAAACUGAAUCACAUUUCUGAUUGGCCGUUUCCAUGGUUGCGCAACAGCAGAUGUACUAAUGCAGCGCGUCAUGGUUCUUCUUGCAUGUUGAGGGCAUUGAGUCGCCAUGGCAACCAUCCUUUCUGUGUUUUCACCGUUAGAUCCAUGUUUACAUUUGCAGUAGAACACACCUUCUACUUGAUUGUUCCCGUCCUCAGAUGGACGCGUGGAGGCGAUUUGGGGGAGAAACUAUGAGUGUGUCGGGGUGCGGGGCGUUGGCAGUGUGUUACGCUCAUCCUCCAUCUUUCUUCAUCUCUUCAUCGGAUAAAUGAGUUUCUGAUGGAACUAAAGUAGGGACAUCAGAUUCAUUCUGCAGGUCUGAGAAUACAAGUAAACUUUACAAACAAUAAAAUUUUUGUCGCACAUUUUACCAGCCUACGCCAGGACCAAUCGGAUUUCUCUAAUUUCUAACCAAUCACAGAGAGCAGGACUAGGAUUCAAACUAAACGUGUAAAAGUUGGGCUGCUUCCUUUUAUGGAAACGUUUUUUUUUUCUGGAGAUUGAAACACGUCUAGCUGAUUCUGCUAAACUGACUCACCUUCAGAGAGCCGUAACAGGCCUGGCAGCUGUGUCUGUGAUUGGUUUAGGAUUAGAGACAUCUGAUUGGUUCUUGAGUAGGUGUGUUAAAUGUGGGACAAAUAUUUAGUUCUAGUAAAACUGACUUGUAGAAUAAAUCAUGCUAGUAGAUGUGAUUUGUUCAUUGUUACAGUUUCAAAUAUGAAGAAAUGAGUCAAAAGUUUUAUCCCUCUUUUAUCUCUGUAGUUUCUCUUUGUCCCUCGUCGGUCUCCAGUUGUUCCUUUGAGUUGCCAAACGCUCCAGCCAAAGAUGUUUCUGGAUGUUUUCAUUUUAUCUGCCGUUUUAUCUUUUGCUUCCAACAUAAUCCUUGGAGUUGGGGCUGGGGUGGAGCUUCUGUGUCCGGGCCAGGGUGGAGUCUCUGAGCCAGCUCCAGGUUCUGCAUGAACAUCGGUAGUCCAGGACCAACCAUCGUUUUUCUGGAUGAGAACCGGUUUAAACAGGAAACAUGAGUCAUUCCUUCAUCAUCUCCCUCCCUGAUGUGUAAACUUUUUAAUUACAAGUCAAUUAAUAAACUGUGUCAUCAUUUUAAUACAAAACUUCUCAUUUUCAUAAUCCGUCUUCCAGAAGUUUUUAUUUUCUAUUUUCUCACCACUGCUCAUUUCAUGUCAACAUGUGAAGUCAGGUGAUACGUGACGGCGUCAUCAGUCAGCGUCACGUGGAGAGUUUGGUUAUAACGUGUUAUAAUUUACAUUCCUGUGAUCAUGUACAUGCUCAUCAGCUGAUCAAAUCAACAGAUUAAAUAAAUGUAAAUACGAAGGGGAAAAAAAAGGAAGCUUUAAAUUAAACUUUGUACAAACUUUA